Messenger RNA from Zophobas morio, 577 nucleotides. RefSeq names its product myosuppressin-like. The transcript has 3 exons. The coding region runs from base 78 to 386 and encodes 102 amino acids. NCBI's taxonomy places the organism in Eukaryota, Metazoa, Arthropoda, Insecta, Coleoptera, Tenebrionidae. The record is from RefSeq and is a predicted model, not a curated record.
UCUCAUCUGGUCCAAACGGCACAUUAACACUGAACUUUCCAGUGAUAGUUGAGUCUGUUCACAGUUCCUCGUACAAGAUGCAUCAGUACACAUUCGCCGCCGUCGUUUUCGGAGUGGCUGCCGUCUUCCUGAGCAACGCUUCGACGACGGCUUACAUGAUCAGCUGCCCCCCUAACGACCUCCUCGAAGCCAGUCCAUCCCUGCGCCACUUAUGCUACAUCGUCGAAAAGGCAGUCGUUGAUAAUUCCAUCUCCGAUGAACCAUCCUAUAGGAGAGUGGUCGAACGCGAUGUGAGCCCACUUGCCGAGAGAGUUGUGAACCCCAAUGCGAAGAGGCAAGAUGUCGACCAUGUUUUCCUCCGCUUCGGAAGACGUUUCGGCUUAUAAGACGCCCAUCUUCAGUCAAUAACGCUUCUUCCUGUACCGACUGAUUUCAAUAAAUGUUACGUUUAAUUGCAACGAUCUGAUUUGACGACGGGAAUCUAACGCUUUUAAUUAUUUCUCUGAUUAUGUAUGUGUGUAAAAAAACCAGUAUUAAUUGUUGUAAUUAAAUUAAUAACAGUAUAUUUAUAAGUAUA